Hippopotamus amphibius kiboko is the source of this 2253-nucleotide messenger RNA. It is a transcript of the gene TTLL10, whose product is annotated as tubulin tyrosine ligase like 10. The record is from RefSeq and is a predicted model, not a curated record. The coding region runs from base 1 to 2253 and encodes 750 amino acids. NCBI's taxonomy places the organism in Eukaryota, Metazoa, Chordata, Mammalia, Artiodactyla, Hippopotamidae. The transcript has 12 exons. Gene Ontology annotation, biological process: protein modification process.
AUGGGGGACUCCGCGAGGUCCCGACAAAGCAGACCCUGCACGGCUGCCACAGCUGGAGGGGGUGCCGGGAGCCAAGGGGUCAGGUCCAGCCUCUGCCCCGUGUCCCUGAGAGGCCGCGGCCCCGAGGGGCCGCCUGUGGGACAGCAGGGGUCGGGGCGUGACCCCUCCCUGGUCCGGCGAGGCGGCGCCCAGCGCCGGGACAGGAGCCGCUGCCUGGCCGCCCCGGCUGCCAGCUCACACGCUCCGCCGCGGCCCCUGCGGAAGCUCCCUGCCCUGGUUUCUGUUCAACCUGGGCCGGCGGGCGAGUUGGGCGAGGCGGGGGCAGGAAUGCGUGCAGGCCCGGAGCCUGCCCGCGAGCCGGGGCCUCGCCGCCUCUUCCCGGCCCUGCCUGGCGCCGCCUCCAUUGUUCCCAGUCGCUCUCAGAACCUUCCCCCGAGGCCCGGCGAGCCACCCACCGCACGCGUGGACUCGGGUUCCUCUGUGUGGAGCCUCCGCCCAGGGCGGCGGGCCGCAGGCCUCCCCGGGCGGCAGGCGGCCCGUCUCCGUUGUGGGCAGGUCAGGCCGAAGCCAGACCUGGGCGCCCGGGCCGCGGACCAGGGGCUGACAGGCUGGGCCCGUGAGAGAUCAAUGGGGAGCUGCCGAGAGGAGGAGCUCCUGCAUCAGCUCAGACAGCUGGACCGAGACGCAGCUGGGCUCGGGCAGGGCCCCGGAGGGGCAGAAAAGCCACAGGCUGGGCCAGAGCCUCUGACCGCCCACCUGCCCGCAGAGCUGGACGAUGCGGACGCUGCCAGGCCCCGGGCUGCCCUCUUGGAGAAGUACCCGCUGCAGGGGGAGAAGCAGCCGCCCAGCCCUGGGCAGGGCCCCUUCUUCUACAUCGGAGGCACCAACGGGGCCUCCAUAAUUAACUCCUACUGCAAGACCAAGGGCUGGCAGCGCAUCCAGGACAGCCGGCGGGAGGACUACAAGCUCAAGUGGUGCGAGGUCAAGUGCAGGGAUGCCUACUGCAGCUUCCGGGAAGGCGAGCAGCUGCUGUACCAGCUCCCCAACAACAAGCUCCUCACCACCAAGAUCGGGUUGCUCAGCGCUCUGAGGAAGCACGCGCGGGCCCUGGGCAAGACCAGCAAGCCGGGCCCCUGCGCACAGGCCAAGGUCCUGAAAAUGGAGGACUUCUUCCCAGAGACCUACCGUCUGGACAUCAGGGAUGAGAGAGAGGCUUUCUUCACCCUCUUUGACGAAACCCAGAUGUGGAUCUGCAAGCCCACCGCCUCCAACCAGGGCAAAGGCAUCUUUCUGCUCCGGAACCAGGAGGAAGUCGCCGCCCUCCAGGCCAAGACCCAGAGCUCUGAGGACAACCCCGUCUACCGCAAGAUGCCCUUCCGGGCACCACCGGCACGGGUCGUGCAGAGGUACAUCCAGAACCCGCUGCUGCUGGACGGGAAGAAGUUCGACGUGCGCUCCUACCUGCUCAUCGCCUGCACCACGCCCUACAUGGUCUUCUUCGGCCACGGCUACGCUCGCCUCACCCUUGGCCUCUACGAUCCCCACUCCAGGGACCUCAGCGGCCACUUGACCAACCAGUUCGUGCAGAAGAAGAGCCCCCUCUACGUGCUCCUCAAGGAGGACACGGUGUGGAGCAUGGAGCACCUCAACCGCUACAUCAACGACAAGUUCCGCAAGACCAAGGGCCUCCCCCAGGACUGGGUCUUCACCACCUUCACGAAGCGGAUGCAGCAGAUCAUGGCCCACUGCUUCCUGGCUGUCAAAUCCAAGCUCGAGUGCAAGCUGGGCUACUUUGACCUCAUUGGCUGUGACUUCUUGAUUGAUGAAAACUUUAAGGUGUGGCUGCUGGAGAUGAACUCCAACCCCGCCCUGCACACCAACUGUGAAGUCCUGAAAGAGGUGAUUCCCGGCGUCGUCAUGGAGACUCUAGACCUGGCGCUGGAGACCUUCCAGAAGAGCCUGCGCAGCCGGAAGAUGCUGCCGCUGUCGUCGCAGCGCCGCUUCGUGCUGCUGCACGAAGGCGAGGCGGACCCGCGGCCGCGCCCGGGGGCCUCCCGCAGCGCGCCCCGCCCGCCGCCGCCGCCGCCGCCGCCCCGCGCCGCCCGCAGGCCGGGCCCCGGCGGCGCCCAGGGCGGGGACCCCGCGGCCCCGGAGGGCGGCCGGCCGCGGGUGGGCGGCGAGGACGCGGCGCGGGAGCCUUCCCCGGCGCCGGCGGAGGAGGGGCGCGAGAACGCGGGCCGCCGCGGCUCCUAG